AUGUUUAAAGCGUUUGCGAAGGAGAUCACGGCCAGUUUAGCCUCAAGUGUCUGCCUCCGUAACAGCCUUCGCAGGAACACAAACAUAUUGAAUGGUUUCCACGCAACUUGUCCUGCUAACUGCCCGCUGCCGGCUAUUUCGGGCGGUGUCAGGUUCCACAACUACUCGAGUCGGAUGGCGGGUCGGAUGACGUGCGAGCCUAAUAUUAACAACACGAUUCAGUGCAACCACAUACAAACAGUAAGACUGAAUGCUUUGCGAGAGGUAGGACGUGCUGGCAACGAGCGCACCGCGGCGCCCGGGCAAGGCGACGGCGGUAUGAAGGUGGGCGCGGCGCGGUGCCGGCGCUGUAUUACUGUAAUAAUCGGAUUAGCGGCCAUCGGCUCAGCACUAAUGGUUAUUAAAAAACGCAGGCGGCCGCUCACGACACCGCAACACGAGCAAAACAUUGUUGACAUUCAGGCGAGCGAAAAAACUGGAGACAAAGCCUCGCACUGCCAUUAUCGCUCAGAGCUCAGAGCGAGCGGCGGCGGCGAGCGGCGAGCGGUGACCGGGCCGGGAGACGGACAGGCUGUUUGCAAACGAGCAGACGGAUCACCUGAUGAUGAGCAAUCAGUACCGCUAAUGGACGCUCGUGAUAUGAAAGGUGCUGCUUCAUGCCAGUAUUCUGUAAGGACCGAAGAUUUCUCCUCUUACACUUAA
Spodoptera exigua (beet armyworm) is the source of this 702-nucleotide messenger RNA. Lineage: Eukaryota; Metazoa; Arthropoda; Insecta; Lepidoptera; Noctuidae. The record is from the annotation of a GenBank genome assembly.